GUCCCACUGUACGACCAAGCAGCACUUGCUCCAUCCAGCGCUGUCGUUCGUUCUCUUUUGCAACACCAGCACCGACCCGAAUCCCACCAUCUCGCAUCAACCCACUCCCAAAACGAACCCAAUCGAACCACCAUAUACACUGUAACAAGCCACGAUGGUCCAGAUUAGCGAGGUGCGCGGCAACAGUCGCGACAACCGCACUGCGGCACACACGCAUAUCAAGGGACUCGGUCUCAAUUCCCAUGGCAUUGCUGAGAAGCAGGCUGCCGGGUUUGUCGGCCAGUCGAGUGCCCGUGAGGCCUGCGGUGUUGUCGUCGACCUCAUCAAAGCACACAAGAUGGCCGGCCGCGGUGUGUUGCUAGCGGGCGGCCCCGGCACCGGCAAGACGGCGUUGGCUCUCGCCAUCAGCCAGGAGCUUGGCACGAAAAUCCCAUUCUGUCCCAUCACCGGUAGCGAAGUCUACUCGACCGAAGUCAAGAAGACCGAGAUGCUCAUGGAGAACUUCCGCCGCGCCAUCGGGCUCAAGGUCCGCGAGACCAAGGACGUCUACGAGGGCGAGGUCACCGAGUUGACCCCGGAGGAGGCCGAGAACCCGCUCGGCGGCUACGGCAAGACCAUCAGCACGCUGCUGAUCGGGCUCAAGAGCGCUCGCGGCCAAAAGAAGCUGCGCCUCGAUCCCAGCAUAUACGAGGCCAUCCAGAAGGAGCGCGUCCAGGUCGGCGACGUCAUUUACAUCGAGACAAACACGGGCGCCUGCAAACGCGUCGGCCGGUCGGACGCCUACGCCACCGAGUUUGACCUCGAGGCUGAGGAGUAUGUGCCGAUUCCUAAGGGCGAGGUCCACAAGAAGAAGGAAAUUGUCCAGGACGUGUCGCUGCACGACCUCGACGUGGCAAACGCCCGCCCCCAGGGUGGCCAGGAUAUCAUGUCCAUGAUGGGCCAGCUGAUGAAGCCCAAAAUGACCGAGAUCACCGACAAGCUGCGGGGUGAGAUCAACAAGGUGGUCAGCAAAUACAUCAACCAGGGUGUAGCUGAGCUUGUGCCCGGCGUGCUCUUUAUUGACGAGGCACACAUGCUGGACGUCGAGUGCUUUACCUAUUUGAACAAGGCCCUAGAGUCACCUAUUUCGCCUAUCGUCGUCCUCGCUUCCAACCGGGGCAUGUGCGCCAUCCGUGGCGCUGAUGAUCUCGUAGCGGCCCACGGCGUGCCCCCCGAUUUCCUGACCCGUCUCCUGAUUAUCCCCACCCACCCGUAUGAACCCGAGGAGAUUAAGCGUAUUGUGCGCAUCCGGGCUUCUACCGAAGGUGUCCAGAUCACGGAUGCCGCCAUCGAUAAGAUUGCGGAGCACGGCGUGCGAAUCAGCCUUCGUUACUGCCUCCAACUGCUGACCCCUGCGAGCAUCCUCGCACGCGUCAAUGGCCGCGCCCAGAUCGAUGUGCCGGAUGUUGCGGAGUGCGAGGACCUCUUUCUGGACGCCCGACGCAGCGCCAACGUGCUGGCUAGCGAAUCUGGCGCCGGCUUUAUCUCAUAAUUGCAUUGGUCGUCGGUUAG
Molecule: messenger RNA, 1551 nt
Organism: Chaetomium fimeti
Lineage: Eukaryota; Fungi; Ascomycota; Sordariomycetes; Sordariales; Chaetomiaceae
Product: AAA family ATPase-like protein
Exons: 4
Coding region: 155-1531 (458 amino acids)
Biological process (GO): box C/D snoRNP assembly; regulation of transcription by RNA polymerase II; chromatin remodeling
Cellular component (GO): R2TP complex; NuA4 histone acetyltransferase complex; Ino80 complex
Molecular function (GO): DNA helicase activity; ATP binding; ATP hydrolysis activity
Source: RefSeq, a predicted model, not a curated record